AUGGGUAAGAAUAGGUACAACGCGAAAGCUCGACAGGUUGUAAAAACAAAUGUUGAUAAUACCAAAACAAAUGAGAUUAAAUUAGAAUUUGUCUCUAACGAAUAUGGCUCAGAAGAUCCUAGUAACUUAUUGGCAUUGCCGUCAAAAAAGAGGCAAACAAAAGUUGUCUCAGAGAAGAAAGAAAGAACUAGGUUCCUAUCUAAGGCGCAGAGAAAAAGAUUAGAGAAAAUUCUUGAUAAGAAAAAGAAAAAGGAAAAUAGAGCAUCUUUGUUAGCAUCAUUAUCUGAAGUACAAGCAUCAAAAGAUGAAGUGAGCCAAUUAACAACAAUAUCAACUAUCCAAACACUUGGUCUUCGAAAGUUAACAGAAUUGGAUUUGGAGACUUCUAAUUACAAGAAACAAAAUAAUGAACUUUCUGAAACUAAAAAAUACAGCAGUAUAGCAGGAGCUAAAAAACGACUGCGUCUCCUCAGGCUAGAGAAUUGUGAAAAUGUCAAAAAGAGAAAAUAUGAUCCAAAUACAGUUGGAUUGGAAGAAUCUUCUGAUUCAAGUUCAGAUUUUGAGGAAGAUAAAGGUGAAGAAGAUGGACCAGUCAUAGAACUUACCAGGCCUGAAGAAGUAGAUGGGUCAAAAGAGGAAAAUGGAGAGCAAAGUGAAAUGGUAGUAACAAAGGUUGACUUAACAAACAAUGAAAAAGAAAGUAAAAUAAAUAUAACAGAUAAAGAAGAUGUUAAAGAUAAAAAGCCUCUGUUAACGCAUGAAACCAUCCACAUAGCUGUCAAAAGAGAUCCAAAAAUUCAAGUAGCAAGGUUGAAAUUGCCGAUUUUAGGUGAGGAACAGAGAAUUAUGGAGUUGAUCAACGAAAAUGAGUUUCUAAUUGUUGCUGGAGAGACAGGUAGCGGAAAAACAACCCAGAUACCACAAUUCCUCUAUGAAGCUGGAUAUGCGGAGAAGCAAAUGAUAGCGGUGACUGAACCGCGAAGAGUCGCGACGGUUGCCAUGUCAGCUCGUGUGGGCCACGAGCUAGGACUUACCAGCAAGGAGGUCUCGUAUCUCAUGAGGUUUGAAGGAAACGUCACUAAGGAAACGAAAAUUAAGUUUAUGACAGAUGGUGUACUUUUGAAGGAAAUUCAAACUGAUUUCCUGCUAAGCAAAUAUUCUGUGGUUAUUAUUGACGAAGCGCACGAAAGGAGUGUCUAUACGGACAUUUUAUUGGGUCUGUUAUCGAGAAUAGUGCCAUUACGAAGAAAACGAGGCACUCCACUCAGACUUAUUAUCAUGUCUGCUACACUUCGCGUCGAAGAUUUUACUGAAAACACUAGAUUAUUUAAGGACCCACCUCCGAUGAUAAAAAUUGAUUCAAGACAGUUCCCUGUAACGGUACAUUUCAACAAAAACACGUACGACGAUUACUUGAAGGAAGCUUAUAAGAAGGCAGUUAAAAUACACACGCGGCUACCAGAGGGCGGUAUUUUGAUAUUCGUGACUGGACAACAAGAGGUAAACUAUCUGGUGCGAAAAUUGAAAGCGUCGUUCCCAUACCGUAAAGAUGUAGAUUACUCCAAGUUGAUUACAAAGAAAGCAGUCGACGGAGUUGACGCGGCUCUUGAUUCAGAGCCAGAUGAUAUCGAGUCUGAUGAUGACGAGGUGGAAAAAGAAAUGAAGCGUGCAAGAAAGGCAAGAAAGAAGGCAAAGAAGAAAGCAAAAGAAUUGCCGAAGAUAAAUUUAGAUGACUAUGACAUGCCAGAAGAUGAUGGUCAAGCUGACUUGGUGGGACGUGAUGAUGACAGCGAAGGACACCUAAGUGAUUCAGAUAUAGAGGAGAACGUGCUUGCGCCAGAGAUAAAAUCUUGCCGUCAACCUCUUUGGGUGUUGCCUCUAUUCUCUAUGCUCAGCUCGUCUAAGCAGGCACGCGUUUUCGCGGCACCCCCAGUGGGCGCCAGGCUGUGCGUUGUCAGCACCGAUGUCGCUGAAACGUCCCUCACAAUACCAGCCAUCAAAUAUGUCGUGGAUUCCGGGAAGAAAAAGAUGAAAGUUUACGACCACACCACUGGCGCAAGCGCAUGGCGUGUAGUAUGGACAUCCCAAGCGAGUGCGGAACAAAGGGCGGGGCGAGCUGGGCGUACAGGGCCUGGCCAUGCCUACCGCCUGUACAGCACUGCUGUGUUUCAGCACGACUGUCCAUCACAUCACCCCCCGGACUUAUGCCGAAGACCAGUUGAUGAUCUAUUGCUGCAGAUGAAGUGUAUGGGCAUAGAUAAGGUAGUGAAUUUCCCAUUUCCUACGGCACCAGAUCGAAUGCAGCUGCGCCUUGCUGAGAAACGUCUCGAAGUUCUAGGAAUUUUGGAAAAGGCUAGAAACAGUACUAGGAGGAAGGAUGAUGAAGAGGUAUUAAAAGUGACCCCACUGGGCAAAGCUGUGUCAGCAUUUCCUCUUUUACCGCGGUACGGUAAAAUGUUGGCGCUCAGUCAUCAGCAGAACCUGCUGCCUUACUCGAUUGCUCUAGUAGCCGCACUCACUGUACCAGAGGUAAUGAGCGGUAAGCCAGAAUGUUGGCCGGCGACUGGCAACACGUUGCUUCUAGGAGACCCUGGAGUAUUGUUAAGAGCUGUGGGCGCAGCGGAAUUUGCACAUGUCAAAGGUGAAGAGGAGUUGUUCUGUGCUAAAUAUGGACUUAGGGAGAAGGGGGUAAAGGAAAUCCGAAAGAUCCGAAAACAACUGACGAACGAAAUCAAUUUAAGCGUGUCCGGUGCAAAUGUGUCCGUUGAUCCCGAAAUGAAACCACCAGAUGAAAAUCAAGCCAGGCUGCUUCGUCAGCUGCUCUUGAGUGGUCUGGGAGACCAGGUGGCCAGGAAAAUUGGAUUGAAUGAAGUUAAGGAAGGUGAAGACAAGCGGAAAUUCAAAUACGCGUACCAUUGCGGCGAGCUAGACGAACCGGUGCACUUGCAUUCCGAUUCGAUUCUCCGCAAGACGAUCCCCGAAUGGGUGGUCUACCAGGAGUUGUAUGAGACUGGAGCGGAGGGCAGACGCAAAAUGGUGAUGAGGAAUGUGGCGGCUAUAGAAGCUGAAUGGCUGCCCGUGUAUGUCCCACAUUUGUGUAACCUUGAGCCGUUAUCGGAUCCGGAACCUCGAUACGACGAUAAGACAGGUCGUGUAAAGGGUCACUAUAGAGGAACGUUUGGGAAGGCCGGCUGGGAACUACCCUCAGUUGAAAUCGAUUAUCCAGAUAAAAUUGAACGUUACAGAUGGUUUGCAAGAUUUCUCUUAGAAGGUUCCGUGUUUCCGAAGUUAAAGAAGUACACAAGUUCACUUCUAUCGCCACCCUCUACUAUGAUCAAGAGUUGGUCUGGACUGCAACCGCGGACCGAAGUGUUGUUGAAGGCAUUGGCUGCAAAACAUUGUGGUACGAGGGAAGAACUAAGAAAUACAUGGCAACACAAUUCUAAAUAUCUGCUGCCGGAAUACAUGAAAUGGCUCCCAGAAUCAGCUCACAAUGAACUUACGUUGUUCUGGCCUCCACUAUGA
Messenger RNA from Leptosia nina, 3525 nucleotides. The record is from the annotation of a GenBank genome assembly. NCBI's taxonomy places the organism in Eukaryota, Metazoa, Arthropoda, Insecta, Lepidoptera, Pieridae.